AUUUUGUAUCGGAAGUGCUGUUGAGUCUUGUGUGUAACAGGCGCAGUUGUCGUAUAAAGCUCGUCCGGGCUGUAGUCAUCUCAUUAACGCCCUCCUCUUCAUCUUAACUGCAGCAUCGCAUUGUCUUCUAAACACGCAAACAGCUGAUUUCCUUUGGGGAAGGCCAGCCCCCGUCCGGUCACCAUGGGGGACGAUAGCGAGUGGAUGAAGCUUCCCAUCGACCAGAAAUGUGAACACAAGGUGUGGAAAGCCCGUCUGAGCGGCUACGAAGAAGCUCUGAAGCUGUUCCAGAGGAUAGAGGACGAGAAGAGUCCUGAAUGGGGGAAGUAUCUGGGGCUGAUCAAGAAGUUUGUGACGGACUCUAAUGCUGUGGCUCAGCUCAAAGGCCUGGAGGCCGCGCUGGCCUUCGUGGAAAACGCCCACGUGGCCGGAAAGACGACGGGCGAGGUGGUUUCGGGCGUGGUGACCAAAGUGUUCAACCAGCCAAAGGCUCGAGCCAAAGAGCUCGGCUCAGACAUCUGCCUGAUGUACAUGGAGAUCGAGAAGGCGGAGGUGGUUCAGGACGAGCUGCUCAAAGGGCUGGACAACAAGAACCCCAAGAUAGUGGUGUCCUGCCUGGAGACCCUCAGGAAGGCUCUCAGUGAGUUUGGAUCCAAAGUUGUGACGCUGAAGCCGGUGGUGAAGAUUUUGUCCAAACAGUUUGAGUCCAGAGAGAAGGCGGUGAGAGACGAGGCCAAACAACUGGCCAUCGAAAUCUACAAGUGGAUCAGAGACGCUCUGAGGCCUCCGCUGCAGAGCAUCAACUCCGUGCAGCUGAAGGAGCUGGAGGAGGAGUGGGUGAAGCUGCCUUCGUCUCCUCCCAAACAGACCCGGUUCCUUCGCUCUCAGCAGGACCUGAAAGCAAAGUUUGAGCAGCAACAAGCUCAGGGAGGAGACCAGUCUGACGGAGAAGAUGAGGAGGAGGCGGUGGUGGCUGUGGAUCCGUACGAGCUCCUGGAACCGGUGGAGAUUCUGUCCAAGAUGCCAAAAGAUUUCUACGACAAAAUAGAAGCGAAGAAGUGGCAGGAGAGGAAGGAGGCUCUGGAGGCUGUGGAGGCUCUGAGCAAGAACCCCAAACUAGAGGCCGGAGACUAUGGAGACCUGGUCCGGGCCCUGAAGAAGGUCGUGGGGAAAGAUGCCAACGUGAUGCUGGUGUCGAUGGCGGCUAAAUGUCUGGCGGGACUGGCCUCUGGACUCAGGAAGAAGUUUGGGACGUAUGCUGGACAGGUGGUUCCAACUAUUCUGGAGAAGUUCAAGGAGAAGAAGCCUCAGGUUGUUCAGGCUCUGCAGGAGGCCAUCGAUGCCAUCUUCCUCACGACGACCCUUCAGAACCUGUCUGAGGACGUCUUGGGCGUGAUGGACAACAAGAACCCGUCCAUCAAGCAGCAGGCGUCUCUGUUCCUGGCCCGGUCCUUCAGACACUGCAGCCAGACCACGCUGCCGAAGAGCGUCCUCAAGCCUCUGUGUGCCGCUCUGCUCAAGCAAGUGAACGACUCGGCUCCUGAGGUCCGAGACGCUGCCUUCGAAGCUCUGGGCACGGCCAUGAAGGUGGUGGGGGAGAAAGCUGUCAACCCCUUCCUCACCGACCUGGAUAAACUCAAACUGGAUAAGAUUAAGGAGUCUGCUGAUAAAGUGGAGCUUCCUGGAGGGAAGAAGGGAGCAGGAGGAGGAGCAGCGGCGGAGAAGAAGCCUGCAGCUAAAGCAGCUCCACCAGCUGAAGCCCCGACUAAAUCCUCCGGUCCUCCCAAGAAGACGCAGGCUGCUGCAGCCAGCAAGGCGUCUGCAGGUCCAGCUAAGAAAGGAAAAGCAGCGUCUGCAGCCUCAGGGAAAAACAAGAAGGCGUCCGACAGUAAAGAGUUCACAGAGACGGAGCUGUCGCCGGAGGCGUGCGAGGACCUGGCGGCAGGUGUACUUCCUGCUUCCUGUCUGCAGCAGCUGGACUCGGCCAACUGGAAGGAGCGGCUGGCCAGUAUGGAGGAGUUCCAGAGGGCCGUGGAGACGAUGGAUAAAACCACGAUGCCCUGCCAGGCUUUAGUCAGGAUGUUGGCCAAGAAACCGGGCUGGAAGGAAACCAACUUCCAGGUGAUGCAGAUGAAGCUGCACGUCGUGGCUCUGGUCGCUCAGAGGGGACAGUUUUCCAAGACGUCGGCCUUGGUGGUGCUGGACGGUCUGGUGGACAAGGUCGGAGACGUCAAAUGUGGCGGAAACGCUAAAGAAGGACUGACGGCCAUCGGAGAGGCCUGCACGCUGCCCUGGACCGCAGAGCAGGUUGUGUCGAUGGCGUUUUCACAGAAGAAUCCAAAAAACCAGGCGGAGAGUCUGAACUGGCUGGCUAAUGCCAUGAAGGAGUUUGGCUUCGCCGGCAUCAACGUGAAAGCUUUCAUUAACAACGUGAAGACGGCUCUGGGGGCGACUAACCCGGCCGUCCGCACGGCCGCCAUCGCCCUGCUGGGCGUCAUGUUCCUGUACAUGGGGGCUCCUCUCAGGAUGUUCUUCGAGGACGAGAAGCCGGCUCUGCUCGCUCAGAUAGACGCCGAGUUUGAGAAGAUGCAGGGUCAGUCUCCACCAGCUCCAAUCAGAUGCAUCAAGAAAACGGCUGCAGAUGAUGAAGGUGACGAUGGAGACGAGCAGGAUGAAGAUGGAGGAGGAGGAGGAGGAACAGACAUCAUGGAUCUACUCCCUCGCACAGACAUCAGUGACAAGAUCACGUGCGACCUGGUGUCUAAGAUCGGGGACAAGAACUGGAAGAUCAGGAAGGAGGGUCUGGACGAGGCUGCAGCCGUCAUCUCCGAGGCCAAGUUCAUCACCUCCAACCUGGGGGAGCUUCCUCUGGCCCUGAAGGGACGACUGGGAGACUCCAACAAGAUCCUGGUGCAGCAGACUCUCAGCAUCCUGCAGCAGUUGGCCACGGCCAUGGGCCCAGGACUGAAGCAGCACGUUAAAGCUCUGGGCUUCCCUGUUAUCACGGUGAUGGGCGACAGCAAGCCCAACGUGAGGGCGGCUGCCCUGACCACCCUCCAGGCCUGGGUGGAACAGACCGGGAUGAAGGACUGGCUGGAGGGAGAAGACUUGUCUGACGAGCUGAAGAGGGAGAAUCCCUUCCUACGGCAGGAGGUGCUGGGCUGGUUAGCGGAGAAGCUGCCAAACCUGAGGACGGUCCCUGGAGACCUGAUGCUGUGCGUCCCUCAGCUGUACGCCUGCCUGGAGGACAGGAACGGAGACGUGAGGAAGAAGGCUCAGGACGCGCUGCCCACCUUCAUGAUGCACCUGGGCUACGACAAGAUGCACAAGGCCACCGGGAAACUCAAGCCGGCCUCCAAGGAUCAGGUGGUGGCCAUGUUGGAAAAGGCCCGAGCCGUGAUGCCGGCAAAACCUGCAGCUCCGGCCAAAGCUGGAGGAGGGAAAGGAUCCGGAGAGACGAGCAGAGCCACCUCAGCCUCCAGGUCUGCACCAGCUGCAGAGGACGUGGACAGUAAACCCGAAGUGAAGAAGGUCCGAGGAGGAGGAGCGGCCGCUAAGAAGCCUCCCUCCCCUCCCGAGGAACCCGUCCCUCCCCCUCCCUCCAAGGAUAAGGACUGUAAUGGUAGUAAAAAGUCCGCGGGUAAAGCCAAGGCUGCUGCUGGCAGUCAACAGGGUCCUGCUGCUAAGAAACCUGCAGCCAAAGGCCAGAAGGACGAUGAGGACAGGUCUGGGCCCAUCUUCAUCCUCAUCCCCAACGCCAAGGAACAGAGGAUCAAAGAGGAGAAGCAGCUCAAGAUCCUGAAGUGGAACUUCAUGACGCCUCGGGACGAAUACGUGGAGCAGCUGAAGACUCAGAUGUCCACGUGUUUCGCCAAAUGGCUGCAAGACGAACUCUUUCACUUUGACUUCCAGAGACAUGUGAAGGCCAUCGGGGUCAUGAUCGAGCGGCUGGAGAGCGAGAGCGACGCCACCCUGAGCUGCCUGGACCUGAUCCUGAAGUGGUUCACGCUGCGCUUCUUCGACACCAACACCACGGUGCUGAUGAAGGUGCUGGAGUAUCUCAAGCUGCUGUUUGCCAUGUUGAACCGGGAGAACUACCACCUGACGGAGUACGAGGCCACCUCCUUCGUGCCGUACCUCAUCCUGAAGGUGGGAGAGUCGAAGGAUGUGGUCCGUAAAGACGUUCGGGCCAUUCUGAACAUGCUGUGUAAAGUUUACCCAGCGUCCAAGGUCUUCCCCUUCCUCAUGGACGGAACCAAGUCCAAGAACUCCAAGCAGAGAGCUGAGUGUCUGGAGGAGCUGGGGUGUCUGAUCGAGGGCUACGGGAUGAACGUCUGCCAGCCGACUCCAGCCAAGUCUCUGAAGGAAAUCGCCGUCCACAUCGGCGACCGAGACACGUCCGUGCGCAACGCUGCCCUCAACACGGUGGUGGCCGUCUACAACGUCUGCGGGGAUCAGGUCUACAAACUCAUCGGAAACCUGUCGGAGAAGGACAUGAGCAUGCUGGAGGAGAGGAUCAAACGAUCGGCGAAGAAGACGCCGGCGGCUCCGGCUAAGACGAGUGCAGCAGAGAGAUCUCAGAGGGAGCAUCCAACCAACCCCAACGGCACCUUCCUCCGCAAACCUGCACAGGAGGACCCCAACAAGCUCAAAAUAAUGUAUCGCACGUAUAGGAUUCAGUCCCGUCAGAACGUCCACCACAGCGAGUCCUCGUCCCACCCGUCCGUCCCCAAGGAGUUCCAGUUGGACCUGGACAUGAUCGAGAUGGACCAGAGCCGAGUCUGUGACCUGCCGGACCUGGUCCAACACAAACUGGACGAGCUGCUGGAGCCCAUCAUGAUCCCGGAGCCCAAGAUUCGCUCCGUCUCUCCUCACUUUGACGACCUCCACAACAGCACCUCCUCCACCAUCAACUUCGUCAUCUCUCAGGUUGCCAGCGGCGACAUCAACACCAGCAUCCAGGCUCUGGCCCAGAUUGACGAGGUCCUGCGUCAGGAGGACAAGGCGGAGGUCAUGUCCGGACACAUCGACCAGUUCCUGAUCGCCACCUUCAUGCAGCUGCGACUCAUCUUCAGCACCCACAUGGCCGACGAGCGCCUGGACAAGAGAGACAUCAUCAAACUGUACAGCUGCAUCAUCGGGAACAUGCUGUCGCUGUUCUCCAUGGAGGCUCUGGCCAGGGAGGCGUCCAUGGGCGUGUUGAAGGACCUGAUGCAUGGUCUGAUCACGCUGAUGCUGGACAGCCGGGUGGAGGACAUCGAGGACGGGACCCAGGUCAUCAGGUCCGUCAACCUGCUGGUCAUCAGAGUCCUGGAGAACUCGGACCAGACCAACAUGAUCAGUGCUCUGCUGGUUCUCCUCCAGGACACCUUGGUAUCCACGGCUGGUUCUCCCAUGUUCUCUGAGCUGGUCAUGAAGUGUCUGUGGAGGAUGAUCCGCUUCCUCCCAGAAACCAUCAACAGCAUCAACCUGGACCGGAUCCUCCUGGACGUCCACAACUUCAUGAAGGUUUUCCCCAAAGAGAAACUGAAGCAGUUGAAGAACGACGUCCCUCAUCGGACCCUGAAGACCCUCCUGCACACGCUGUGCAAGCUCACCGGGGCCAAGAUCUUGGACCAUCUGUCUAUGAUCGAGAACCGUAACGAGUCGGAGCUGGAGGCUCAUCUGAGGAGAGUCGUGAAACACUCUGGGAACCUGACGGGACAGAAGAGCGACCGCGGCAACGAGAAGAGCGGCCAGCGCACAGACGACCGCAUGUCGAAGGCGAAGGUCAGCGACAUCCUGUCUGAGAUCUUCAAGAAGAUCGGCUCCAAGGAGAACACCAAGGAGGGUCUGACCGAGCUCUACGAGUACAAACAGAAAUACUCUGACGCAGACCUGGAGCCGUUCCUCAAAAACACCUCCCAGUUCUUCCAGAGCUACGUGGAGCGAGGCCUCCGCAUGAUCGAGUCCGAGAGGGAGGGGAAGGCUCGCAUCCAGACGUCAGCAGUGAUUCCUCAACACGGAGUCGACUCCGGCCUCAGCACCAACAACGAAGAACUGAAACCGGCCGUUUACUACGAGAGGCUGAAGAUCCUCCGGCAGAGACAGGGACUGGAGAACACAUCCAGGCAGGGUGUGGGUGGUAUGGAGGAGGAGGCGCAGCAGCGUCCCUCCAUCUCCUCCCUCCUGUCCUCCAAGCCGUCCGUGGCCUCCUCCACCGACAUGUUGCACAGUAAACUGUCCCAGCUGAAAGAAUCCCGGGAGCUGUACCAGCAGGAGCACAACGCCGCCCCCCCGACGCACCCCCGCUCCUCCUCCCCCGCCGCCGCCAACCUGGACGACCUGAAGAAGCGUCUGGAGCGCAUCAAGAGCAACCGGCAGUGAAGCGUGAGGCGCCGGCUUUUAGAUGAAACUCACUCGUGGUUUUGUUUGUUUUUUCCUGUUCGUGUUCUGACAAGAAGAAAAAAAAAAAAAUAGUAAUAAAACGACAGAAACCCACCGUGCCUGUUCGUCAUCAGAAACCAUAGCAACACGUCUCUGUACAUAAGUAACCACGGCGUCUUCGUCCUCCUCCUCCUCCUCCUCCUCCUGCUGCUGCGUUCAGGGGCAGAAACGUUUGUCGGAAUUAAAGAUUGUAGCCGAGUUCUCGAUGGAGCAGGUGAUGGAAACUGAUCAGUGUUUUAGGAUUCAGUAUUUGAGAGUUUCAGGCUGGAACUCUGAAAUAUGAAGAAACCCCCUCCUCCUCCUCCGCCUCGUCUUCGUGCUGCGUUCAGGUACAGAUCCCCUCAUUGUAAAAAAGCGUAGCCGAGUUCUCUUCUACAAAAUAACCGAUGGAAACUUGAUUAAUUUAUCGAGUUUUAUGGCUGAAUAUUUGAGAGUUUCAAGCUGGAACUUUUAAAUAUUUUCCUCCUAACGUGAUGAAGAGCAGCUCCUCCUCUUCAUGAGGCGUUCAGGUGCAGAUCACCUCAUUGUAAAAAGGUGUAACCUUGUUCUCUUCUAAAUAGUCAAUCAACGGGAAACUGAUCAGUGUUUUAUUUUAUUUAUUUGAACUUUUCCAGCCUGAAACUUUCAAAUCUGUCAUUAUUUCUUCCUGACGCGAUGAAGAACAGCUCCUCCUCCUCCUCGUGUUGCGUUCAGGUGCAGAACACCUCGUUGUAAAUAAAUAAGUGUUGUAGCUGAGUUCUCUGCACCAGCGACAUCUAGCAGUUUAGAAAAUAACGGAAUUAAACCACGAACGUUUUUCACGGAUUAAGAUUUAAAGUUUGAGAGUUUCAGGCUCUGAAAUAUUUCCUCCUCUUCGUGCUGCGUUCAGGUGCAGAAAUUAGAAAAUAACCGAAUGAAAUGAUGAGAAUUUUUUUUUAAACGGGAGCUUGAGGAGCGACGUUUUAUUUACAUGAAUAAAUAAAAGUGGAGGAUAAACUGACGCGAACGUCCCCUCGUCCUUCCUAAAUGUGUCGGGCCGUAGUUUUUCCGUCUGGUGACACUUUAAAGAUAAAAAAUAAAAGUCCAGCUUCAUUCUUAGAAGGGGGAGGGAGUGUGUUUUGUGUGGGAGUCGUGUGUACAUACGUUUGUAAAGUUCUCCUCCUCCUUUAACUCCUUCACCUAUUUAACAGCCAUGGACCCGGUGGAGCCAAGAUGGCCGCUGCUGUUUUUAUUUGUCCUGUAAAUAAAGUUUGUGUUAAUAAAUUCAUUCAUCGUUCUGUAGCCGAAUGUUCAGAUAACUUUGUAUUUAACUCGUCUCACGUCUCAGCUUUCCUUGUAUAAUCCAUCAUCAUGGAGAACGCCAAUAAAGUCUUGUUUUUUUUUUAACAAUCCAA
Molecule: messenger RNA, 7799 nt
Organism: Mugil cephalus (flathead mullet)
Lineage: Eukaryota; Metazoa; Chordata; Actinopteri; Mugiliformes; Mugilidae
Gene: ckap5
Product: cytoskeleton associated protein 5
Exons: 45
Coding region: 184-6366 (2060 amino acids)
Biological process (GO): microtubule polymerization; centrosome duplication; mitotic spindle organization
Cellular component (GO): microtubule plus-end; centrosome; kinetochore
Molecular function (GO): microtubule plus end polymerase activity; microtubule plus-end binding
Source: RefSeq, a predicted model, not a curated record